UCACGAAGUUUUGUACGUAAUUAUAAAUUUAUCCUCUUAAAACCUCUUACACAUCACAAAACUCAUCUGAACAACACCCCCUAAUACCUAAUCUAUAUAAUACCAAUAUCGCAAUGGCAGACAAAGCAGCAGAGAUCGGCAGGCCCAUGAAGUUCCCCCACACCUUCACAUCGAAACUGGUGCAGUUUCCAUGGAAGCACUACUUCACCAACCAGUGGAUCUGGAAGUACUAUGCCAUUGCUGUAGUUGUAUCCAUUCCUGUCUUCAAGAAAAUCAGCAACUUGGCCAAUUCACCCGAAAAUGUAGCCAAGUGGGCCGAGAUCCGCCGCAAGGAGGCCGCUGAACAUCAUUAAUAAGCUUUUAAAUGUACAAUUGUUCUUCAGAUUAAAUAAAAUAGAAUAUUACUAGAA
Messenger RNA from Dalotia coriaria, 410 nucleotides. RefSeq lists its product as uncharacterized. The record is from RefSeq and is a predicted model, not a curated record. Lineage: Eukaryota; Metazoa; Arthropoda; Insecta; Coleoptera; Staphylinidae. The transcript is spliced from 2 exons. Bases 114 to 353 code for a protein of 79 amino acids.